ACACACCACACAUUCCUCCACUCUCACUACACUCUUCUCCCCACACUUUUCCAAACCCUAGCACGCAAACCCUCUCUCUCUCUAGAAGAUGUCUAGCGCCGAACCCGAGCACCGGGAAGACGAGGAGGCACCCGCCGCCGGCGAUGACGAGGAUACCGGAGCACAGGUCGCUCCGAUCGUCCAACUCGAGGAGGUCGCCGUCACCACCGGCGAAGAGGACGAAGAUUCAAUCAUAGAUCUCAAGGCGAAGCUGUACCGGUUCGACAAGGACGGGAACCAGUGGAAGGAGAGAGGCACCGGUACGGUGAAGUUCCUGAAGCAUAAGGCUACUGGCAAGGUUAGGCUUGUGAUGAGGCAGUCCAAAACGCUCAAGAUCUGCGCUAAUCAUCUGAUUAGUCCUACUAUGUCUGUGCAAGAGCAUGCUGGGAAUGAGAAGUCUUGCGUUUGGCAUGCUAGGGACUUUGCUGAUGGUGAACUCAAGGAUGAGCUUUUCUGCAUUCGUUUUCCUUCUAUUGAAAAUUGCAAAAGCUUCAUGGAAACAUUUCAAGAAGUUGCUGAGUCCCAAAAGACAGAAGAUAAGGAUGCAUCUGAUGCAGCCGCUGGUCUUAUUGAGAAAUUGAGCGUUGAAGAAAAGGCUGAUGCAGAGAAGAAAGAUGAAGUCAAGACUGAGAGCAAAGCUGAAGAACAAGAACCAGCAUCAGGAGAGAAAAGUAAGGCAGAUGCAGAUAAGAAAGAUGAAGAGCCUGCUUCCUCUGCUUGAUUAUUAUUCAUUCACAUUUCAUACUACUUGGCAAUCUGACAAGGUUAGGUGGUCGAUGUUUUUCUGCCCAUAUUUGGGAUACCCUCUUACUUAAAUAGUCGUCAGAUUGUGUCACUGCCUUGGAUUUGAGCUAUCUGUGUCCUCGAGUAUUUGUCAACAAGCGACAUUAGGGUUGGGUUUGAAUUUUGAGGCUUGACUGGUUGAGCUUUCGGGGCUCUGGGAGUUUUAUUAUUGGUAUUUUCCUUCUACAUAUGUAUUUGUUGCGAGUCUGAGUCAUGUUGGUUGGGAGUGGUGCAGUCGAAAAAUGCUUAAAUUAAAGCUAUAAACAAAGGUUUUUGGAUACAA
Messenger RNA from Lotus japonicus, 1105 nucleotides. RefSeq names its product ran-binding protein 1 homolog b-like. Gene Ontology annotation, biological process: nucleocytoplasmic transport. The coding region runs from base 89 to 760 and encodes 223 amino acids. Gene Ontology annotation, cellular component: cytoplasm; nuclear pore. Gene Ontology annotation, molecular function: GTPase activator activity. Lineage: Eukaryota; Viridiplantae; Streptophyta; Magnoliopsida; Fabales; Fabaceae. The record is from RefSeq and is a predicted model, not a curated record. The transcript is spliced from 4 exons.